GCAGGACACUGGGUGGAUGAAAUAAAAGUCUAACCAUCUAGUGAGAGAAAGAGAAGUUACAGAACCACUCCACCUAAACUGAGAAGAAAGCAGACAAGGGAACAUGGCCUCAGAGACCCACAUGUCAGGCCCAGAGUGCCUCAUUGAGAACACUAACGGGAGACUGUUGGUUAAUCCGAAAGCUCUGAAGAUCCUGUCUGCCAUUAAGCAGCCCGUUGUGGUGGUGGCUAUCGUGGGCCCCUACCGCACUGGCAAAUCCUACCUGAUGAACAAGCUGGCUGGGAAGAACAAGGGCUUCUCUCUGGGCUCCACGGUGCAGUCUCACACGAAGGGCAUCUGGAUGUGGUGUGUGCCUCAUCCCAAGAAGCCAAACCGUACUCUAGUUCUGCUUGACACUGAGGGCCUAGGGGAUGUGGAGAAGGGCGACAACCAGAAUGACUCCUGGAUCUUUGCUCUAGCAAUACUCCUGAGCAGCACUUUUGUGUACAACAGUAUGGGAACCAUCAACCAGCAGGCCAUGGACCAACUGCACUAUGUGACGGAACUCACAGAUAGAAUUAGGGCAAAAUCCUCACCUGACGUGGAUGGGUUUGAGGAUUCAGCUGACUUUGUGAGCUUCUUUCCAGACUUUGUGUGGACACUGAGGGAUUUCUCCCUAGACUUGGAAGCAGAUGGGCAAUCCAUCACAGCAGACGAGUACCUGCAGAAUUCACUCAAGCUUAGGAAAGGUACCAAUCAAAAAGAUAAAAAUUUUAAUCUGCCUCGACUCUGUAUCCGGCAGUUCUUCCCAAACAAGAAAUGCUUUAUCUUUGAUCGGCCCACUAGUAGGAAGAAACUGGGCCAGCUUGAGGAACUGUGUGAUGAUGAUCUGGACUCCGAAUUUGUGCAACAAGCUGCAGUCUUCUGUUCCUACAUCUUCAGCAAUUCCAAAACGAAAACUCUUUCAGGAGACGUCAAAGUCAAUGGACCUCGUCUAGAGACCCUGGUGCAGACCUAUGUCAAUGCCAUCAGUAGUGGGGAUGUGCCCUGCAUGGAGAAUGCAGUCCUGGCCUUAGCCGAGAUUGAGAACUCAGCCGCAGUGCAAAAGGCCAUUGCCCACUAUGACCAGCAGAUGGGCCAGAAGCUGCAGCUGCCCACGGAAACCCUCCAGGAGCUGCUGGACCUGCACAGGGCCAGUGAGAAGGAGGCCAUUGAAGUCUUCAUGAAGAGGUCCUUCAAAGAUAUAGACCAUGUAUUUCAAAAAGAACUAGGGGCCCAACUAGACAAAAAGCGAGAUGGCUUUUGUGACCAGAAUCUUAAAGCAUCAUCAGAUCAUUGCUCAGCUUUACUUAAGGAUAUUUUUGGUCCUCUAGAAGAAGGUGUGAGACAGGGGAUUUAUUCUAAACCAGGAGGCUAUCGCCUCUUCAUUGAGAAGAUACAAGAGCUGAAGAAAAAGUAUCUUGAGCAGCCCAGGAAGGGAAUACAGGCUGAAGAGAUUCUUCAGGUCUACUUGAAGUCCAAGGAGUCUGUAAUGGAUGCAAUUCUACAGACAGACCAGACUCUCUCAGAGAAGGAAAAGUUGAUUGAAGUGGAACGCGUGAAAGCUGAAUCUGCACAGGCUGCAGCAAAAAUGCUGCAGGAAAUGCAAACAAAGAACCAGCAGAUGAUGGAACAGAAAGAAAAGAGUUACCAGGAACAUGUGAAACAACUGACUGAGAAGAUGGAGAAGGAUAGGGUCCAGUUGCUGAAAGAGCAAGAGAGAACUCUCGCUCUCAAACUUCAGGAACAGGCCCAACUACUACAGGAAGGAUUCCAAGAAAAGAACACACGACUUCAUCAAGAAAUAAAGAAUCUCAAGAAGAAGAUGCAAGAACGAAACAAUUAUUGUUCCCUAAGCUAAAGAACUAAAGAAUAGAGCUUUUCUGGUCACUCAUCUGACGUAUUAAUCAAGCAGUUUAAAAUUAAGAAAAAUG
Hippopotamus amphibius kiboko is the source of this 1952-nucleotide messenger RNA. Its product is annotated as guanylate-binding protein 1-like. The coding region runs from base 104 to 1879 and encodes 591 amino acids. The record is from RefSeq and is a predicted model, not a curated record. Gene Ontology annotation, molecular function: GTP binding; GTPase activity. Lineage: Eukaryota; Metazoa; Chordata; Mammalia; Artiodactyla; Hippopotamidae. The transcript has 11 exons.